UAUGGUUAUCAUCAUUCUCCACUUGCUGGCGUUCUCUCGGUUAAGAUGGCGACUAGUCCCAAAAGACCCUCACUGGGGGCUGUAGCCCCUCGUAAAAAAGCCAGCCCAAAGCCUGAACUGACAGAAGAGCAAAAGCAGGAAAUCCGUGAGGCGUUUGAGCUCUUUGACACUGAUGGCUCUGGUUAUAUUGAGGUGAAGGAGUUAAAGGUGGCCAUGAGAGCGCUGGGCUUCGAGCCUAAAAAGGAGGAGAUCAAGAAAAUGAUUGCAGAGGUUGAUAGAGACGCUACGGGAAAGAUCUCUUUCACUGACUUUCUGUCAGUGAUGACCCAGAAAAUGGCUGAAAAAGACUCUAAAGAGGAAAUUCUCAAGGCUUUUCGGUUGUUUGACGAUGAUGAGACUGGGAAAAUAUCUUUCCGCAAUCUAAAGCGAGUGGCGAAGGAACUCGGAGAGAACCUCACAGACGAGGAGCUACAGGAAAUGAUUGACGAAGCAGACCGAGAUGGCGAUGGAGAAGUAAACCAGCAGGAAUUUCUUCGCAUUAUGAAGAAAACAAGUUUGUACUGAAUGUUAUCUGAAGCACAUCAACUUCUACGUAAACAUCUUUUUUUUCAUAUGAUUUCACACUUUUGUGCACAAUACCAUUCCAAAAACCUUGAUGCCUGUCGACCCCAGUGGUAAUUUCAAAUCCGCUUGGGUUUGCCAAAUAGCAACACGUCAGCUGUUUACACUAUAUAUUCUCAAAUAUGAUCAGUAAAGAUAUAAAAAGUAGCAUAUAAACACAGGUUGUAGUGAUGAAGUCAUUUAUUGAUGCUUUAUGUUGAUAAAUAUUACCCAGAAAGAACAUUUUUGUGGGGUCAUGAUUUAAAAUAAAUUAAAUAAUUAAAAAAAAAUACUUUUCCAUAAAAGCUUAUUUGUUGAUCAGAGAUUAAUGACUAUCCCAAAACUCUUUCAAAUAUCCAAGUCUGAAUUACUACUAAAAAUCUAUAUACAGAUGAAGACAAAAUUAUUAACCCUCCUGUGAAAUUUUUGUUGUAGUUUUUUUUUUCUCCCCAAACUUCUUUCUUUCUUCUGGAGGAGGUCUUAUUUCUUUUAGUUUGGCUGGAAUAUAGCCGGAAUAUAUAUAUUUUCUUUAUUUAAAAUGGUUACGGUGAAUAUUACUAGCACCCUUAAGAAAUAUUUUUAAUGAUGAACAACCUGAGCAAACCACUGUUGUCCAAUGACUUCCCUAAUUAACCUAGUAAAGCCUUUAAACUGCAACUUAAGCUUAAUACUAUUAUCUUGCAAAAAACCUAGUAAAAUAUUAUGUUUUGUCGUCAUAGCAAAGACAAAAGAAAUUAAUAAUCUAUUGCUUAAAAAUGUGUUUAUCUGUUGUAAAAAAAUAUAAUAAAAUUAACAAAAGAAAUUCACAGAUGGGCUAAUUUUUUUUCCAACUGUAUACAUAUUGAUGAAAAAGUCAGUAAUGAGAAGGUAUGGAGAAAAAUAUUCAACACAUCAGUGCACUGCUUCAUUUGAAAAUACAAUACGAAUGAAAAAUGAAGGAAUGAAACAACCCCAAAAAUAGACAUUUUAUGUCAAAUAUAUAUUUUUACGUUCCUGCCUUAUGGUUUGUAAAAGUUUUUAUGAGUGGUAUAGAGCUCAUUAAACAGUCGAACACACUGUUGAAGGAUUAUUAAAAGUUUACACUCCCUUCGGUUGACUUUAGCAUCAGUGCUCACUGCGCUUUCAGGGACGUCUGUACUACAAAUCCUUCUCUGUGCCUCAGCCGCUUUACAGGAGAUCUCUGCAGUUUUAGUAAACAUAUACUGUGAUUUUCGGUGAUCGGUGUGUUUUUCCUCCGUGUUUCCUUUAUGCACCAUCUACCUUCAAAAUCAGUUUUGUAUUUGUGUACAUUUAGGAUGUUAAGUAUCGUUUAAAUAAAUAUAUUAUAUUAAGCAGCUGGUA
This is a messenger RNA of Danio aesculapii, 1941 nucleotides long. RefSeq names its product centrin, EF-hand protein, 2 (gene cetn2). Gene Ontology annotation, molecular function: calcium ion binding. The record is from RefSeq and is a predicted model, not a curated record. Bases 46 to 564 code for a protein of 172 amino acids. The transcript has 5 exons. Gene Ontology annotation, biological process: nucleotide-excision repair; centriole replication; mitotic cell cycle. Gene Ontology annotation, cellular component: centrosome; centriole. Lineage: Eukaryota; Metazoa; Chordata; Actinopteri; Cypriniformes; Danionidae.